Molecule: messenger RNA, 777 nt
Organism: Plasmodium fragile
Lineage: Eukaryota; Apicomplexa; Aconoidasida; Haemosporida; Plasmodiidae
Exons: 2
Coding region: 1-777 (258 amino acids)
Source: RefSeq, a predicted model, not a curated record
AUGUCAGGUACUAGUGCGCCAGGUCAUAAUUCUGAACCUACAGCAGAUGUAAAGCAGGAAGAAAUUGUUACUAAUGUACCCGUUGACACCAGUGUGACUGUUGUUCAGCCCGGUAGGGAUAACCACACUAACAACAACGGACAAGCUCCUGAUACAGUCCAAAAGGCGGCGGGUGACGGACACACAGAUCCAGAUACAGUCAAUAAAGGUAAUGAUAAAGCAUCCAGUCCAGAUGGGAAUGUGGAAUCUAACAUUAGUAAGAAGUCAACAGUUCCGGAUCUUUAUUCUGAUGACGACUUCUGGAAGUCUUUAUCCGGUGGUCCCUCCCGCUUUGAUGUCUUCGCUGGUGCCAUUCCUACUGAUACUGACAGUACCAAGAGUAGCGGUCAUGUUGACACGGAUCCUUUUGGAUUAAGCAAUCCAGGUUCCCCAUGGCAUUCGUCCACUGACCCAGGGACAGGGAAAUGCGACUCAACUGAUAACAGAGGAUGUGAUCCUAAGGUAUCAUUAGAGCUUACACCAGAUAUAAAUACUGUAGCAGGAUCAUACGUACCACCGAAUGGAACACACCGAACAUCUAAUACUCCGGACGUGAACCACACGCAACCCCUUCCCCCCGGUUCUGGUGGUCCGGCAUCGCCCGACCUAACGAACACCGUCCUUACCGCCACUACCCCGAUCCUUUUGUUCGUCGCUUCCGUCACCGUGGCCCUCCUUGGUUAUUCCCUUUGGAAGCCCCUGAACGCUAAACCUAACCCCAGAACCCUAAAUCUUUGA